CAGACGGACAGAAGGAGGGCUGGACAGAAGGGGUCAGGUUUCUCGAAGCAGCUGGAGGUCCUGGCAGUCUGGAUCCCACCUUGAGAGCCUACAGGCAAUGCGCACCCAGCUCCGGAGGACAGAGGCCUGUGAGCUCCCCCGUCGCCCGCCCGCACACCCCGCGGCCAGCCUCUCCGCACCCAUCGGGCGGUCUGCUCCUCCUCUGGUCCAAGAGCUUCGGGAGGGGACGAGGCACCACAUCCUCCACGUUCUUCCAGACCGCGCUGGGCUGACCCCCCACCAUGCCAGACCCGCUCAGUCUCUGCCACUUCCUUCUUCCCUGGGCUCUCGCCAUCUUCCACAAAGCGCUGGGGGACCUAGCUACAAGGUGCGCUGGAGCAAAGUGGAGCCAGGGGAGCUGCGGGAAACGCUGAUCCUCAUCACCAACGGCCUGCACGCCCGGGGCUACGGGCCCCUGGGGGGGCGCGCCAGGAUGCGGAGGGGGCAUCGGCUGGACGCCUCCCUGGUCAUCGCGGGCGUGCGCCUGGAGGACGAGGGCAGGUACCGCUGUGAACUCAUCAACGGCAUCGAGGACGAGAGCGUGGCGCUGACCCUGCGCCUGGAGGGGGUGGUGUUUCCGUACCAGCCCAGCCGCGGCCGCUACCAGUUCAACUACUACGAGGCGAAGCAGGCGUGCGAGGAGCAGGACGGGCGUCUGGCCACCUACGCGCAGCUGUACCAGGCGUGGACCGAGGGCCUGGACUGGUGCAACGCGGGCUGGCUGCUCGAGGGCUCCGUGCGCUACCCGGUGCUCACGGCGCGCGCCCCGUCCCUCGACCUCCUUACCUCCAGCCUUCCCGGCCUGCCCCUCCUGCCUCACUGGCUGGCCACGCGGCGGCCAGCGCUUGAGAGUCCUGUGUACCUCCUCGAGCCACCUCCCCGCUGUCACUUCCCCCGUCACCUCCCCUGA
Suricata suricatta (meerkat) is the source of this 949-nucleotide messenger RNA. It is a transcript of the gene HAPLN2, whose product is annotated as hyaluronan and proteoglycan link protein 2. Gene Ontology annotation, molecular function: hyaluronic acid binding. The record is from RefSeq and is a predicted model, not a curated record. Gene Ontology annotation, biological process: cell adhesion. Bases 98 to 949 code for a protein of 283 amino acids. Lineage: Eukaryota; Metazoa; Chordata; Mammalia; Carnivora; Herpestidae. The transcript has 7 exons.